This is a messenger RNA of Falco peregrinus (peregrine falcon), 7751 nucleotides long. It is a transcript of the gene SVIL, whose product is annotated as supervillin. Gene Ontology annotation, biological process: cytoskeleton organization; barbed-end actin filament capping; actin polymerization or depolymerization. Bases 442 to 6885 code for a protein of 2147 amino acids. The record is from RefSeq and is a predicted model, not a curated record. Gene Ontology annotation, cellular component: actin cytoskeleton; cytoplasm. The transcript is spliced from 38 exons. Gene Ontology annotation, molecular function: phosphatidylinositol-4,5-bisphosphate binding; actin filament binding. NCBI's taxonomy places the organism in Eukaryota, Metazoa, Chordata, Aves, Falconiformes, Falconidae.
GGCCCCCUGCGGCGGGGGGCCGCGCCGCUUCCCCCGCCCCACUCCACCCCGCCGGCCGGUCGGAGGGACGGGUGGACGGACGGACGGGCGGGCGGGCGGAGGCCGCCUGAGGCUGUGGCUGCCCCCGAGACGCCGGCUGUGAGGAGGAGGACUGCCUUUUGGAUUGUGAGCCACUUGGACAUGGUGAUGCAUAUCUGCCUAGAGGGUCAGGCCUGGAUAUUUGGAAUUUAAGAUUUUGACAAAGAAAACUCAGUCAGAUUUAAACCUUCACGAUUGCUCCAAAGAAAGGGAGCAUUAAGUUUUCAGAAGGAAUUCUCAUUUGAAGAUAAAGAAGAACUUGCAAACAGCACAAAGGAUAUCGAUGCUAAUCUCUUAGCAGUACUUCCAAAAGUUUCAGAAUUAAGAAAACUGUUUGAACCAAACCACCAAGAUUUUUUGGAAAUGAAAAGAAAAGAGAGAAUAGCUAGACGCUUAGAAGGAAUUGAAAAUGAUACGCAGCCUAUGCUUCUACAAAACUGUCCAGGAUCAGUCACACACCGAUUACUAGAGGAAGAUACACCGAGAUAUAUGCGUGCAACUGAUCCAUACAGUCCCCACCUAGGAAGAUCAAAUGAAGAGGAAGAAACUUCAGAUUCUUCUGUAGAAAAACAACCCAGAUCAUCAAGAUACCGAACAGAAAUCACAGGAGGUAAUACAGAGCCCUUAUAUACUACAGGAAACAUGGAUGUCCAGGAACUAGAGUCAAAAGCAGAAAGAAUAGCUAGGUACAAGGCAGAAAGGCGGCGCCAGCUGGCAGAAAAAUAUGGAUUAUCUCUUGAUUCUGAUUUGGAUUCUGACUACUCAUCCAGAUAUACACGGGCAAGGAAAGAUCCUGACAGCAUGGAAAGAAAGGGAAUGAAAAGUGAAAGGCAAGGUGAUGACAACAAGGACUGUGGCUCCUUGUAUUUGUCUAGGACUGAGGUGAAGGAGUCGAAGAGUGUGAUUGCUGAAUCCAAAGAGUGCUCCAGCCAUGGAAAAGAUGUUGUUCCAGACAAAGAAGACCUCUCAAAUGAAAAGAGUGAUGGAAAAGCAGAUGAUGACAGUGCCAUUGGACAGGUUUCUGACCCUUCAGCAACCUUGGAUAGUUCUGUCUCCCUUUCACUUCCUGGGCGAGAAUCUUCCUCCUAUAAUGAAGUGCCAAUAUCACCAAAGCAAACCCCCAGAGAGUCCCUUUCGUCACCAAAGCGGGCAGCCUCACCAAUCCAUUUGCAGAAUGACCAGCACUUGCACAGCAACAUCAGACAAAGUAGUGCAGGGAAAGCAAAACCUGAAUGGUUUCUUCAGAAAGAUUCGGAAGGGGACACACCUUCACUUAUCAGCUGGCCCUCCAGAGUAAAAGUUAGAGAGAAACUGGUGAAAGAGGAAAGUGCUCGUGGAAGCCCUGAACUUGUCACAGACACAGUAUCUCACAGAAAAUCCCAUCCAGUGCCAGCCCACUACAUGCCUCUUCAGACAGAAACAUCUGCCUUUGAUAGGGUUAUAAAUCAGCCCAUCAGUUCAGUCCGCCAACCAAUACAUGGCUAUAUUCAGCCUGCUGGCACUGCUCACACAGCUCAGCUGAUGGCAACAGAAGAACCAGCAAACAACUCUGUUGGCAGCCCUCUCCUACCAGACGGUGUUAGCCUCUUAACAAAAUCAUCAGCGGCCACUGUAUCAGAGAGUGAAAAGAAAGAGGCACUUGGUUAUGGAGCAAAGCCCGAUGAAGAGGAUUCCUUGGAGGGUGAACAGGCUUCCAAAGGCAGAAGACCAAUUUUGCCCUCUGAGAUUCGCAAGCAAGGGAAGAACCAUGAAGGCCUUUUUGGAGGAGGAGAAUUGGAUACCCCUGUGGGGAGUUCCUCUUUCGCAAGCAAGCUCAAAGUUAACUCAGAAGUUCAGAGAGAGCUGGAGUGCAAUAAGAGGCAGGCUCCUGAGCAGCAGUUUAAGACCUCUGAGAAUAUAGAAAGGAGCGAAGCUGUUAUGUACAUACAGAGUGGGUCUGUAUCGCAGCCUGCCAAGGCAAAAACUCCUGUUUGGAAAGUGUCGACCGCAAAGCAUAAAGUCCUGACUCGCUCAGUGUCGGACUAUACUGUGGCUCCUAAGCUAGAAGCUUUUAAAUGUAAGGAGAGCACGGAAGCAAAUGCACCAAACGGUGAGAUUGGCAUGGUUGACACAAAAGUCUCUGUUGCCCAGCUCCGUAAUGUCUUUCUGGAGACUGCUAAUGCCAACAAGAAAACGGAACUUGAAUCUCGGUUUGAGAUGGCAACAGCAGGCAGCACUUUGUCUGCCAAUGGUGACCGUGAAAGAGGGCCACGAAGGCCGAGGCGCUAUUUUUCUCCUGGUGAAAAUAGAAAGACUUCUGAGAGAUUUAAAACUCAACCUAUAACGUCAGCAGAACGAAAGGAGACAGAUAGGUCAAUUCUGAGUGCAGAAAUUCCAACUGCUGAAGAUGAAGAGAAAUUGGAUGACCGAGCCAAACUAAGCGUAGCUGCAAAGAGGCUGCUUUUUAGAGAAAUGGAGAAAUCAUUUGAAAUGAAAAAUAUUCCUAAACCACCUACAAGAAGUUCAGCAGUAGAGAGAAGACUGCGGCGUUUGCAGGAUAGAUCACACACGCAACCAAUAACCAGUGAGGAAGUGGUCAUUGCAGCUACCUUGCAGGCAUCAGCACACCAAAAAAUUUUAGCUAAAGAAGAGAUAAGAGCAGCCAAAGAGGCUAUGGGGCAAGAUCAGUCUGAUGAACCAGAUUCUUCCACCUUAAGUUUGGCAGAAAAGAUGGCUUUGUUUAACAAACUGUCUCAACCAGUAUCCAGGGCCAUCUCCACAAGGAGUCGAGGAGAUAUUAGGCACAGGAGAAUGAAUGCUCGUUACCAGACUCAGCCAGUCACUCUUGGAGAAGUUGAGCAGGUACAAAAUGAAAGUGGAAAAAUUACUCCCCUGUCAACUGCAGUUGCAAUGUCGGUUUCAACAAUGGCAUCUGCCCUUUCUUCAUUGCAUGCUGGAGACCUGCACACGAAGCCAGCUGGUGAUGGAAGCAUGAGUGCUACCACUAGAGCUGAUUUGAGAUUCCACUCUUCAGCAGAAAACUUGGACUCUUCAGGAAAACGCACACAGAAGUCAGAACAGUGGCAGCCCUCAACAGAAGCACUAGAAAGUAAAAGAGCAUCAAUGAAGCAUGAAGAAGAGAGAAAGAGGUUUCUAGCACAUGAAGCUAAUGAAAUUACAAAGUACAGCUCCUUUGAGGAAGAAACCACACAUCCUGUUCCUGAAAAAACAGGAGACUACCAUAAAGAGACAACAUACAGCUUCCUGAGGAAGGGCAGCACGGAACUGUUUAGUUCACAAGCACUUUUUCAGCCUCUUGAACAGAAGGAAAUCACUACUGGCAUGCAAGACCAUGCUGAGCCUACUUCUGAACUCACCAGCACAUCAGCAAUGAGGACAGUUCCGCAAACUGCAGCUGUGGCAUCCUGUAGACUUCAGGAGCUCUCUGAACAAUUGGAAGGCAAAUUUUAUAAGAAUUCCUCUGAGAUGUUUUCAGUUGGAGAGAACAAAGCACAAACAACUGAGGAUGUCCUUGAUAAUUCCAGCAAAACGAUGUCAAUUAAAGAAAGGUUGGCGUUGCUGAAGAAGAGUGGUGAAGAAGAUUGGAAGAGCAGGCUCAGCAAAAAGCAAGAGUAUGCAAAAGUGCCUGUUACUGAUCGUAGUGCGCAGAUGCAAGAAGUUGAGCAGCUGUUGAAGAAGCAGAGAACGGCAGAUAACCAGGAGAGUCAAAUGACCAUUGAAGAAAGGAAACACCUGAUUACAGCUCGAGAAGAGGCCUGGAAAUCCAAGGGUAAAGGAGCAGCCAAUGAUUCCACACAGUUCACUGUAGCUGGCCGAAUGGUAAAAAAAGGCCUGGCUUCUCCAAGUGCGCUAACACCAGUAGCAUCACCUUUCAGUAACCGGCAUAAAUCUACCACUCCAGUUACAAAGCCCUUGGAAGAAAUUGAAGCCAGGCCUGAUAUGCAAUUGGAAUCAGAUAUGAAGCUUGACAAGUUGGAGUCAUUCUUGGGAAGGCUGAAUAACAAAGUUGCUGGGAUGCAAGAGACAGUGCUGACAGUUACAGGAAAAUCUGUGAAAGAGGUGAUGAAGCUGGAUGACGAUGAAACAUUUUCCAAAUUUUAUCGCCAUGUGGAUUUCCCUUCCUCCUCAGUGCCUUUGGACCUUGAUGAGGACUUUGAUGCUAUCUUUGAUCCUUAUGCACCGAAGUUAAUAUCUUCUGUAGCAGAGCACAAACGUGCAGUUAGGCCUACGCGUAGAGUCCAGUCCUCAAGAAACCCCCUGAAAAUGCUGGCAGCAAGAGAAGAUAUUCUUCAUGAAUAUACAGAACAAAGACUGAAUGUUGCCUUCAUGGAAUCAAAGCGAAUGAAAGUAGAAAAAAUGUCUACAAACUCCAAUUUCUCAGAAGUAGCACUUGCUGGCUUGGCAAGCAAAGAGAACUUCAGCAACGUUAGCCUGCGGAGUGUUAAUCUAACAGAACAAAAUUCUAAUAACAGUGCUGUGCCAUACAAGAAGCUAAUGCUGUUGCAAAUUAAAGGAAGAAGACAUGUUCAAACAAGAUUAGUUGAACCAAGGGCCUCAUCACUGAACAGCGGAGACUGUUUCCUGUUAUUAACUCCACAUUUGUGUUUCUUGUGGGUAGGCGAGUUUGCAAAUGUCAUAGAAAAAGCAAAGGCUUCAGAACUUGCAACUUUAAUUCAGACAAAGAGGGAACUUGGCUGUAGAGCUUCUUAUAUACAGACUAUAGAAGAAGGAAUAAAUACCCAUACCCAUGCAGCUAAAGACUUCUGGAAGCUCCUUGGUGGACAGACAAAUUACCAAUUGGCUGGAAGUCCUGAAGAAGAUGAAAUGUAUGAAGCUGCAAUAAUAGAAACAAAUUGCAUUUACCGCCUUGUAGAAGAUAAACUCAUUCCCGAGGAUGACUACUGGGGAAAGGUGCCAAAAUGUACCCUGCUCCAACCAAAAGAGGUGCUGGUGUUUGAUUUUGGCAGUGAAGUAUAUGUAUGGCAUGGAAAGGAAGUUACUUUGGCACAAAGAAAGGUGGCAUUCCAGCUGGCAAAACACUUGUGGAAUGGCACCUUUGACUACUCCAAUUGUGACAUAAAUCCUCUGGACCCAGGGGAAUGCAAUCCCCUCAUACCCAGGAAGGGACAAGGACGCCCAGACUGGGCUGUGUUUGGCAGACUCACAGAACAUAAUGAGACCAUACUGUUCAAAGAAAAAUUUCUUGAUUGGACAGAGCUGAAGAAACACAAUGAGAAGAAUUCUAGUGAAUCCCUUCACCAGAAGGAAGAAUCCAGAUCUGACUCUAAACCGUAUGAUGUCAUGCUAAUGGUAGCUGUGCCCCCAACGACUGUAGGCACAGUCUUGGAUGGAAUGAAUAUUGGCCGGGGCUAUGGACUUGUAGAAGGAGAAGAUGGGAGGCAGUUUGAGAUUAUCACGGCAUCUGUGGAUGUCUGGCACAUCCUGGAAUUUGAUUAUAGUAGACUGCCUAAGCAAAGCAUAGGGCAGUUCCACGAAGGGGACACAUAUGUGGUGAAGUGGAAGUACAUGGUGAGCACUACAGUUGGAAGCAGGCAAAAAGGAGAGCAACAAGUAAGGGCUGUCGGAAAAGAGAAAUGCGUUUAUUUCUUUUGGCAAGGAAGACACUCCACAGUGAGUGAGAAAGGGACAUCGGCACUGAUGACAGUGGAACUUGAUGAAGAGAGAGGAGCACAGGUACAAGUGCUUCAAGGGAAAGAACCACCAUGCUUCCUGCAGUGCUUCCAAGGAGGGAUGAUUGUGCAUGCUGGAAGAAGGGAAGAGGAAGAAGAAAACGCACAAAGUGACUGGAGGCUAUAUUGCGUGCGAGGAGAAGUUCCCAAUGAAGGAAACUUACUUGAAGUAGCAUGUCACUGCAGCAGCCUGCGUUCCCGGACAUCCAUGAUUGUCCUCAAUAUAAAUAAAGCUCUUAUCUACCUGUGGCAUGGCUGCAAAGCACAAUCUCACACCAAGGAUGUAGGAAGAACAGCAGCCAAUAAAAUAAAAGAACAAUGUCCACUGGAGGCAGGGCUGCACAGCAGCAGCAAGGUGACGAUUCAUGAAUGUGAUGAAGGGUCAGAGCCCUUGGGAUUCUGGGACGCAUUGGGAAGGAGAGAUCGGAAGGCCUAUGAUUGCAUGUUGCAAGAUCCUGGAAAGUUUAAUUUCACCCCCCGCCUGUUCAGCCUCAGUAGUUCAUCAGGAGAGUUCUCAGCCACUGAGUACAUUUACCCUUCAAGAGACCCUGCUGUCAUCAAUUCAAUGCCGUUCUUGCAAGAGGAUCUUUACACUGCCCCACAGCCAGCACUGUUUCUUGUUGAUAAUCACCAUGAAGUGUACCUGUGGCAAGGCUGGUGGCCUGUGGAAAAUAAAAUCGCUGGAUCAGCUCGAAUCAGAUGGGCUACAGACAGGAAAUGCGCCAUGGAGACAGUGCUCCAGUACUGCAAAGGAAAAAAUGUAAAGAAGCCCCCCAAAUCCUAUCUAAUUCAUGCUGGCCUAGAGCCUCUGACCUUCACUAAUAUGUUCCCAAGUUGGGAACACAGGGAAGACAUCGCAGAGAUCACAGAAAUGGAUGCUGAUGUUUCUAACCAAAUAAUCCUUGUGGAGGACGUGCUGGCCAAGCUGUGUAAAACAGUGUAUCCAUUAGCGGAUCUUUUAGCUAGGCCUCUACCUGAGGGAGUUGAUCCACUGAAGCUUGAAAUUUAUCUUUCAGAUGAGGACUUUGAGGUUGCAUUAGAGAUGACGAGAGAAGAAUACAAUGCACUGCCAUCUUGGAAGCAGGUUAAUCUGAAGAAGGCAAAAGGACUCUUCUAAGUUGUGUUUAUUGGAGUGAGACUAAAGGGAUAUCAGUUUUCACUUCCUCUGCCCUUUAGAAGAAUUGUUCCCCCAUUUACAGAACAAAUAGAAAUAAUCUGAAGUUAUUAGUGACUACCUAUCCGGAAGUGUGUAAUAAUAUAAAAGGCCAAGAGAACUCUUUGGAAAUGGAAUUCAACUUUGACUCUUAAAGGUAAUGUGUUUAAGCUCUGCUCUCCUAUGCACUUAAACAGUAGUUUCCUAAGCUACUGCUGCAGGUGUCCUUUGGCUAUAUACAAUACUUCCCAUUUUUGGUUUCGAAGAAGUUCUCUUUGUAAAGUGUUAUUUUGUUAGUUUGUGGAUUACAAAGAAUUUAUAUUUAUAUAAACACAUAGAACAAGUAUGUAUUUAACAAUGCAAUAUAUAUUCACUUUCAAGACUUUCAUUUCAAAACUACAGAAAAGUAGCUGGAUGGCAGUUGCUUGUACUGAAUUAGCUAUACCACCAAUAUGUAUCUCCUACGCAUUCUGAAAACUUUCUCUUUGCAAUAGUUAAUGAAUUGUUCUCAGUGCUGCUUCAGGUGCUAAACUGAACAAAGCGUUUGUAUUUAUAGCAUGGAUUUCUUGAGAAACUAUGCGAAUCAACCUUUAUACUUUAUUAUCCAAAAAUGUAUAGUGCCUUGUUUUUUGUGUACAGUUUAUAUACAAAAAAAAAAAAGAUUGGUCUGCAUUUUGAAGAUGGCUUAGAAUUGUCUCUUAUGUUACUUUUAUAACAGUAGAAAUAAAAACAUCUCAGUUUCUAAUACUUGUUGUAAACAUUAAACAUGUCUUUUGUGAUAUAAGAACUGAAAGUAAAAGCUUCUGAAUAAACUCCUAGCGAUGCUCUCA